CAUCUGCCGGCAAGAUGAAUAAGUUACGUCCAUCGUCUGUUUUCGUCGGGAGUAAACCAUAUGACAUGCGAUAAAUGUCUGUACCGUAGAUGUUCAACGGCUGUUGUUUUAAAUAAAUUCGCUAUUCCGCUUAUAUGAUAUGCGCGGAGUAGAAUGGCUAAGUAUAAGUCGAAUAUAUGUUCUAUACUACCAUUCUUUAAAUAUGUUUACUUAAAGUAUGAGUCACUGGAAGAGAUACACCCAGCUGUGAACUAACCAAAUACCUGUGCAGUGUCGAAUCUUUUUCCAACUACCUGGGAAUGUGGAUUUUCGUUUCCGUUUUCAGAAGUCUAUCGGGUUUUAGUGUUCAGAGUGUGAAUGAGAAGAAUGUGUUUCGAAGUUAAUCGGUAUUUGUAGAAAAUAAUAUAUUAUAUUCAGUAAAAUGCGGUCGAUUAGUGAUAGUAUGGAUGCAUAUAGUGACACAAGUGUCUGCAGUACAGUUACUAUUUUUAAUGUAAAAUUGUUUGCCUGUCAAGUAUUCUGCGUAGGCUAGUUAGGGCUAUGUCAAGGAGACCAGUGAAAAUUGUGUUAGUUGUUGAAUGUGGAGCGCUAUUUCUAAGCUCUUUUUAAAGGCAAAUAACCAGUUUAAAAAUUGUCAUCCUACUGCUGAUGACUGCAUUAUGGAUCGGAAUGAAGACCGACGUAGGAUCGCCGUUCAGGAUUUGGAGCCACAGGAUACGUACGACACAAGACAGGCCAAACAGAGGGCAUCAGUGAAAUGGCUUCUUUCAAAGGCAUACAACAACAAGGUUCCAGAGAACUUAAGGGAACCAUUCUAUCGUGAUCAGGAGGAUCAAGAAUAUUUGAAACCACAAAUAGUCCAUUCACUUGCCAGUGCAGAGCUUUACUGCCUUGGUCUUGCAAACAUCUAUUCAGACCCCAACUACCACAACCUUAACCACUGUGGUAUCAUCCAAGCUCUGGCAAGAAAAGGUGUGUCAGUUGCAGAGCCUCCAGAUGCACAGUUGACAGAGACUGUACUUAUUCAAACCACUCCAAUUAAGAUGAGUGCUCACAUGGCUGUAAUUGAAGCCAUCAUGGUGCUGUAUGCAAAGGAGGUUGUGACACCUGAUCGAGUUGUAGCGGCAAUCCAAAGAUUUGGCCACUCCCGAGAUGCCAAUCCUGAGCCACUUCCGGCUGACCAUGAAGCAGGUCUGGUGCUCUGGGUGAACAAGGCUUGUUCAGCUCUUAAGCGAAGGGUGGAGCAGGAGCUGGAGCAGGGUGGUGGUAGGAGCGGAGAGGCUGAUAGACUGCGUGCACCAGACAUACCUCCAGUCCGAGAACUGACAGAUCUCUGUGAUGGAAUUAGUUUAGCUACACUAGUAUCAUUCUACUGUCCAGAGGAGUUGCCAUGGACGGAUGUUAACGUCAGCUAUUUACCUAAAAUAUCUGAUUCUCUUCAGAACCUCAUGCUGGUUUAUAAUUUUUGCUCCCGUAGUCUACCAUUUUCUGUUUUCCAUAUGAUGCCAGAAGAUGUAACAUAUAUGCGAGGGUCAAUGAAGCAGAAUCUAGUGGUUUUCCUGGCAGAUCUGUUUAAUGUGCUAGAGAUUCAUCCUGUGAAAUGUGUCCGAUUUCCAGGCACUGACAAAAAUUUAAAAGAAGUCUACCCACGGAAUAGCCAAGGGGUAGCUCACAAGCGUAGCUUCCCACAGUCAAUAUCUGCAAUCCCUGAUCUGCGCAGUAACCUUGGAGCUCAUUCGAGCGGUUUUACAGUUUCUAAGUCAUCUCCUACAAUACAAACAUCUUUGCCUAUCAAAAAGUCUCAUUCCUUGCAACAUGCUGAUUCAUAUGGGAAGAGCACCAGUGAGUGCCAAGACAAGAGUCAUAUACAAGAAGAAAGACAUAACAGUAGUGAUGAUCAGUUUGUCGUGCAUCGAGGGCGUGGAGUUCCUACAUUAAGCUCAGUUAUUCAGGCCGAGGAACCCUUGAUUCCUGCCAGGUUACGACCAGCAAAGGAAAAACAGAAUCAGGAUAGUAAAGCAGAAGAACGAGGAGAGCCGAUAGCUGCUGGUAGGCCCAGUAACUGGGAGGAUUCAAGGCGAAGUUCCUAUGCUGGCAGGAGGUCAAGAAGGAACUCUUUAUCGGAUGAUUCGCAGCUGACUUUGGAGAACUUUGGAGGAUCUCAGGAAAACUUGCAUUUAUUGGGGCGUAACCCAGAUAAGGAACCAGCUGUGCACAUAGGCAGGAAAAGUGUUUCUGAAACCAGCAACACCGCUGUGCGUACCAGUGCCCAAGAUGCUCGAAGUACCGGUGUGGAACUCCUUUUCCAAGACAAUGGUUAUUCUUCCAGUGAGAAACGAGAUGAAGAAAAAUCAGAGUGGUCUAAUAUGGUAUCUCUAAAACAAGUUACGCAACAUUCCAAAGAAGUUUCAGAACUGUGUGAUAAGGUGGAGAGUGAUGUUGGGGGAGUUAAACUUGCAACAAGUUUUGCUGAAUUAUCAAGGCAUAAAGCGAGUGUAGAAGUGCCCAAAGGGAUCAAUAUAGUAUAUAUGCAACAUGAUCGAGAGCAGGAUGGCGGUGAUUUUCCUCCGAAAUCAAGUUUCCUCAACAAGAAUGGUUCUGGCGAGAAGAAAACAACAUUUGCUGCUCUACCUAGCAACACGACCACAUGGCAACAGCAGAGCUCCAGUAGCAGUCAGCUACAACAGACGGAGAUGUCAUCUACUAUAGAUGAUACCACUGCACAUAAUCACAUUAUGGCAUCUCAAUUACACAACAUCCGCAUGAAGUUGGAGGAAAAGCGCCGGCGCAUCGAGAGUGAGAAGAGGCGUAUGGAGGUGGUGAUGAGUAAGCAGCGCCAGAAAAUGGGAAAGGCUGCUUUCCUGCAGGCUGUUACAAAGGGAAAGAACACAUACAUUAAAACGCCAGAGUCGGAUUCUGGCAAGGAUUCAAACGGAGAUGUGGUAGAAAAUAUGAAACCUCAGAGACCAUUCUCACUGCAGGAAAUCAGUGAAAAUGUAACAUCAGUUGAACACAAGUGGUUAGAUGGUGGUGUCCCGUUCAUUGAGGAGAGGAAAACACCUGAUAUAGAAAGUAUGGAUCUUGAACAGUACCAACAAUCCAUAGCCCAAAUGAACUCAAGUCUGCAUGAAAUUCAGAAUGACAUCCAGCGGCUGGCUACACAGCAACAUCAGAUCCAAGACUUACCACCGCAACACCAUCUGCAAGGUUUACUAAACCAACAGCAGCACCAGAUUCAGGACUUGUCUGGCCAACAACUGCAGAGUCUUGCAGCACAGCAGCAGGUACAGAGCUUAGCAUUCCAACAGCAGAUGCAAGGAUUUGAUGGGCAAACCCAGUUUUAUCUUCAUGAUCAACAACCACAAGCACACAGGCGCACAUGGGUUCAGCAUGCACCUUCUCCUCCACAGUACCCAACACACCAAGCACAGCAGGAUGUCAGGAUGUUUUGGGGUGAUUCACAGUCUCCAAGGCAACAAAUGCUGAUACAGAAUUCUCAGCCUUCUUCCUAUAACUGUCAACAACAGAGUGGCUUUGUACUUCAUGAAGGCAGGCCUGGAGGUCAUCCAGUAGGUGGAGAUGCUCGAUACCACAAUGGUGAUCACCACGGCCUGCACCAUAGUCUAGGUGUAAACCAUAUGAUAUAUCCUUCAUCAGGCAAUGGAGGCAUGCCACAACAUGCAUCAUUCCAACUUCACUCUGAAGCUGGUGCAUAUGGUUCGCGUAGCACUGGCCCUACUCCUCCUCCUGCUUCCCCACAGCACCGAAGUUCCGCAGUACAUCGGAUUAGUCAGUUAAUGGGAGAGUCACCAGAAGUAAAACGAGGCAUGCAGCAUCACAGCAUGGAACCGCAGCAGUCACAGAUUGAAAUAACACCAGAGAAGAGCAGAAGUCCUGGAGUAAUGCACGCCCCUGUUCCAACACCACCAGUGGACGAUAUGGAACCUCAGAGUAUAUCUUUUAUAGGUGCACCUACGGGAGAUGAUCAGAGUAGUAGUUUAGCUCAGGGCAUCAAAGGUUUGCAAAUCACAUCUGGUAGUCGAACAUACAGAAUACCAUCACCCACACGGCCCUCUUUAUCUCGAAACUCAUUCCAGCAGCAGGAAUCAGAUGAUGCAGCCAGCAUGCCUUCUGCCUAUGAAAUGGAUCAGAGUGGAGAUGCAAGCACAGAGAAAGGGUUCUAUAUAUCUUUUGAUAGUGAUGUGGCUCCUAAAAGACCGAAGCCUCCUCUCAGGGUUAAGAGGUCAUCUCCCAAAAAGGAGAGACCAGUAUCACAAUUUGAAAAUCAGCGAGCUGUUGAAUAUGAAGAGUCAAGACCUAAUUUGGAACCCCGUCUGAGAGAAGCAGAGACUGUGGAACAGCAUAAUAAUGAAGUGGAGACAUCUGCAGCUCAAGGCGUGGGACUUGUCAUUGGUAGUGAACUAGUGAAUCCUGAUCCUAAUGCAUUGGAUGAAAUGGAGCGAAAGAAGGAGCGAAUAAUGAUGCUUUCACUACAGCGUCGUCAGCAGCAAGAGGAACUGAAACAGCAUAAAGAGCAGGAAACGCAACACCGUCGAGAACUGGAAAAGUUAAAGCAGGAAGAAAGAGAACGAAAGAAGGAAGAGGAAAGAUUGCGUAGGGCUGCCAUUUUGGAACAACACAAGCUCAAAAAAGCCAUUGAGGAGGCAGAGCGAGAAGGUAAGCUUCUGCCUGAUAAAGCUGAUCUUGUAGCCACAAAGCCCGUGCCCAAAAUGCGAAACAAAACAUCAGCAGGCUCUCGUCCUCGGCCAAAGACAAUUCAUGUUGACAGUGGUGGUGUAGGCAGUGGAGGAGAUAUGCCCGAAGGAAUCCUGAGCCCUAGUCGAAGCAAAAAGGGCUCUACAUCUAAUCUCACAGACACAGUUUUCAGUCCACACAUGAGACGAGAUUUUUACCGUGGCUCACAGGAUAGCUUGGCUGACAGAAUGGAAGAGCGCAGAGGUGUUGGAACCUCUUUGUUUAGAGACUCACCAGAUGAUGGCCGAGGAGCAUCGCCAUGCCGCAGUGGGAAUCAGUUGGGUCGAAGAGGUUCCUAUAAAACGUCUAGAGAUACAUCGGAGCCAGGUCGAAUUAGAGGCCGGCAGAAAUAUCCCACUUAUCAAGGGAACUUUAGGGGACGAAAAUCAAACUCUCUCAUGAAUCUAUGUGGUUCUAGCACAGACCAGGACAGUAUAGUAUACCGAUAUACAGACACCGAUUCUGGUCUGGGUAGAGCCACCCCACCUAGACGAGCUCCAUCUCCAGGUAUGAGCAGUAUGCGGCAUCUUCCAUCUCCCUCAGGUCCUGGCUCAUUACCUCCUGGACUGAUGACAAAACGUAGGGUUUUUGAUGAUGGCUCCAGUGACAUCAGUUCAACACCUAGUUCCAUGAUGGAGUACACAGGUCCAAGACUAUACAAGCAACCCACAACCAAAUCAAAUAGAGGCAUCAUGUUGAAUGCAGUUGAAUACUGCGUAUUCCCAGGUGAAGUGAAUAAGGAGGCAAAGCGAAGAGUUCUGGAAGAGAUAGCACGAUCCGAGAGCAAACAUUUUCUUAUACUUUUCCGAGAUGCAGGCUGUCAGUUUAGGGCAUUGUAUUCAUAUUGCCCUGAACAAGAAGAAGUUUGCAAACUUUAUGGAACUGGUCCAAAACAAGUCAGUGAUCGAAUGUUUGACAGAUUCUUCAAAUACAAUUCUGGAGGUAAAUGCUUCUCACAGGUUCAUACAAAACAUCUGACAGUCACCAUUGAUGCCUUCACCAUCCACAACAGCUUGUGGCAAGGAAAGAAGGUUGCAUUGCCUAACAAAAAGGACAUGGCACUCGUUAUUUAGUUGUCAGUGUUGUUGAAUUAAAUCAGAUUUUAUCAUUGAAUUCACCAGUUCUUGAAGCAGUGUUUUCUUUUAUCGCAACAUGAGCAGGAUGGAUGGACAGACAGAGAGUUUGUGAAUGGGAGUGGUUCAUAAAUAAACAUACCACAUAAUAUCUGGAAACUUGUCUG
This is a messenger RNA of Cryptotermes secundus, 5995 nucleotides long. It is a transcript of the gene Patronin, whose product is annotated as patronin. The transcript is spliced from 28 exons. The record is from RefSeq and is a predicted model, not a curated record. Gene Ontology annotation, molecular function: microtubule minus-end binding; calmodulin binding; spectrin binding. Gene Ontology annotation, cellular component: microtubule minus-end. Gene Ontology annotation, biological process: cytoplasmic microtubule organization; neuron projection development; negative regulation of microtubule depolymerization. Bases 579 to 5828 code for a protein of 1749 amino acids. NCBI's taxonomy places the organism in Eukaryota, Metazoa, Arthropoda, Insecta, Blattodea, Kalotermitidae.